AUGUACAACGUUGGGGCAUUGGUGAUUAAUGUGUUGUUCUUGACAUCUGUUGGUAAGUUUUAAAUAAAACACCACUUUGCAAAAGGAAAUUUGAACUCAAUUCUAUACAUGAAGAUGCUAUCAUCGUAAAUUCGCGCGAUUUUAAAUUUGCGCAAACAGAACGCGUUAGUUUUUCGCGCAGUUUUAAUUUCACGCAAUCUUGAAACGCGGAACAAAAGCAGCUACAUGCAACACGGGUAAAACAUCCAGUACAUAAGCCAAGUAUUUGCACCCACCCUGCUGACUCUGGUCAAUUUAAACUAAAAUCCAAAUAAGACAUAUUUUGUUUUUCAGUUCGCUCAGCGGAGUUCCACUCUUUGCUUGGAAAAUCCAUUUAUGUUCCCAGAGAAGACUUGUUGGGAGACAUCCCGAAUGGAAUAUCAUUCUAUACAAAACUCCCCGACGCAUGCAAGCGCAAAGUGAACCUCGCGACCACCACCAAAGACCAAUCAUUUUACAAGAACACGGGAGAGUUUUACAAGAGUAUCGCAACAGAAACUGGCCUUGACGCGAAAUACGAAGGACAUUUCUCGCUCGGAGCGUCCCUCGAUGUCACCACGAAAAGUGUGAGUGGUAGUAAACGCGAAGUGAGCGGUACCUCUCUCAACUUGAAAACCAAGGCGUACGAAGAACAAGUGAAACCCAACUGCCUUUAUAAUACUGAAAAGCAUUCAAGGCUCAUGAAAGAUUUUUCUGCUCUACAAAAGAAGAUUGCUACACCUUGGCACAAGUCGUCUUGGAGAGAUUAUCAAAGGUACAGUUUUAGCGCUUUUCAUACCUUAAAUUUAUUUCAGCCACGCCUGAGCCUUUGAGAGGAGCUUAUUGUUGAGCGGGCUUUCGAGUGACCUCUAGUUUACGGAAGCCAAUCACAAAACAUUUAUCUUAGCUUUGCCAAGUUUACUGCUUCGCAAAAGUAAUAAGGAAAGUGACCCAAUAUAUGUUUUUACUGCAAUAAUAGGUUCCUGGACACUCAUGGUUCGCACGUCGUCACUGCUGUAACAUUUGGUGCUAGCAUUGAUCAAUAUGCAUUUGGUGAACAGUCGUCUUCUUAUACAGCACGUGAGUUCACAGUAAAAGCAUGUGCUUCUCUGGCAAAAGAUGUUGCUGUCGCCAAAGUCUCUGUUUCUGCAUGUUCUAGUGUCUCUCAAGAAGAAAUCAACAAGGUACGUGGCUUUCGUAUCACGAGUAAAACGCGCAAGUUGUUAAAGAUCUGCAAGCAAGUUGUAACAAGGUUGUUGUCAAGCCGAUAUCAGGAUGUGUUCGCACUGCUUGUUACUAGUUGUUGUAACAAGUCUGAAUCAAGUUGUUAUCACCUUGUUACAAGGUUGAUGACGGUAACAAACUUGCUACAAGUUGUUCCAACAAGACUUUGUUACGUGCAGACGAUAUCAGACUUGUUGGAACAACUUGUUGCGAGUCUGUUGGCCUCAUCAACCUUGUUACAAGAUGAUAACAACUUGUUCCAGACUUGUCAACGAGCAGCAGGGAUCUUGACACUGUUUCCGAGAAUGAAGAGUUGAGAAAACUCUCCUGCAAACUCUCGCUUGUCAACUCUCCCUAUGGUUUCACCAACUUACAUCUUUCCUAGAUUUCUAACGAGCGCAUGACGUCAUCAAUCACUGUUCGUGGCGGGACCCCAGCAACGCGACAAAAAAUCCUCUACGAUCGUUCCAACGAAAUUAUCCUGCAAUUCCUCAAAGAAGGGCAUAGCAACCCCACACCGAUACAGUACACCCUCACACCUGUCUGGCAGAUCCUUGGCGAACAACAAGAUUACAGAGUACAAGCUACAAAUCUUAAAUACUACUUUGAUGGCUUCUUGAAUUUUGGCUGCGAUUAUAAAAAAGGUAUGUUAGCGAUAGAAAUACCGAGGGGGGGGGGGCAUAUUACUCCUCGAAAUUUUUGUGGGGGUGAACCGUCAGAAUAUUGAAACCCUUAGUAAGUUUCAGAUCAAAACAUAAAAGGGUUGGCAUAGCCCCCGUACUCGUUCUUAUGAAAUUUUACUUUUCAAGUUAUAUUUUUCAAGCAGUUGAAUCUUCUAAAUCCACAGCUUUCUGGUAUUAUUCUCACUACCUACACUGGUACAAUCCGUCCGAGUCUUAUCCCUGCAUGUUUAAAAGCUUUUCCAACGGUUGUUUCUAUAAGUCAUUUUCCACGGAUGUUUCUCAGAAAUUCUGAAUGAAUUACAACACUUGAUAUUUCAGCCAAACGUGGACCAUCUCUACAGACCUUCAACUUUGCGACACACUCCACUCAAACAAACCCGGUUUAUGAAUGUACCAUUGCGCCAUCUGGUUGUCACCAUGACGAAGAUUGUCAUUACACGGUCGGAGUAUAUUGUUCGUGUUAUGGCGACUCCUGUAUACGUCAUCUCAGCAAGAAAACGAGUUCUGGUAAUAGUCGUGAUUAUGCUGCCCUGGAAAAUAACAGUGGGUGGGCAUGGCAAGGGUGUGACUGGUACACUUGGGGAUCAAGCUGUUCCUGUUCCAAAGAAAACUCCGCAAGAAAACCUAUCUGGCCCAUCAAUUGA
Paramuricea clavata is the source of this 2569-nucleotide messenger RNA. The record is from the annotation of a GenBank genome assembly. NCBI's taxonomy places the organism in Eukaryota, Metazoa, Cnidaria, Anthozoa, Malacalcyonacea, Plexauridae.